Messenger RNA from Diaporthe batatas, 1312 nucleotides. RefSeq lists its product as uncharacterized. The record is from RefSeq and is a predicted model, not a curated record. The transcript has a single exon. Lineage: Eukaryota; Fungi; Ascomycota; Sordariomycetes; Diaporthales; Diaporthaceae. Bases 285 to 1112 code for a protein of 275 amino acids. Gene Ontology annotation, biological process: peptidyl-lysine dimethylation. Gene Ontology annotation, molecular function: protein-lysine N-methyltransferase activity.
GUUCACUAGGUCAGGUUAUCUUUCUCAUAUUGAUUAUCAUUUAGACCGAAACUUGGAAAUUUAGUUGGAAGUGUCCCAUUAGAGCAUUACAGCAUCGUCUUUCCAUUUACAUCUAUAUCUAUAUAUAUAUCUUGGCAAACAUCUCGACACCCGCCAGCCAGGUCAAGAUUUUCACUCAAGAACCACCCACUCAGUCACCAACUAACAACUCACACAACUCAACUCACAACAUAUCAACAAGACACAAAAACAAUCAGACACACACAAACCAGCCAAAAACAGCCAUGCCCCCCUCAGAAAACGGCUCCGACUCCUCGGGCCCAGAAGGGGGCGACCUCUUCGCCGAGCCAGAAGGCUACUACCCGCCCUCGCCAAAACCCACGAGGCAGACCUUCACCACCGCGGGCGGCGACGUCGUCGGCCUGCACCUGGUGGGCUACUCGCCCACCGAGGCGCACCACCUGUGGAACGGCGCCCGCGUCGCGGCGCAGUACUUCGAGGCCGACCCCGCGGCCACGGUGGCGGGCCGCACCGUCCUGGAGCUGGGCGCGGGCGCGGGCCUCCCCUCGCUCGUGGCCGCGGCGCUGGGCGCGCGCAGGGUCGUCAUGACCGACUUCCCCGACGCGGAGAUCCUGGCCACCAUGGAGAGGAACAUUGCCGAGUGCGGGAUCAUCGCCGCAAAGGCGGACGUCAUCGUCUCCAAGGGCUUCGUCUGGGGCUUCGACCCGGCCCCCCUCCUGGCCGAGCUGCCCGCCGCGCACCCAAAGUUCGACGUCCUCAUCCUCGCGGACCUGCUCUUCCGCCACUCGGAGCACGGCAAGCUGCUCGACACGAUCCGCGACACGAUGGCGCCGGGCCCCGGCGCCAGGGCGUACGUCUUCUUCACCAGCUACCGGCCGUGGCUCGCGCACAAGGACAUGGCCUUCUUCGACCUCGCGCGGGGGAGGGGGUUCGCCGUGGACAAGGUCCUCGAGCGCAAGAUGGACCGCCCGCUGUUCGAGGACGACCCCGGGGACGAGGAGGUGCGCAAGACGUGCACGGGGUGGGUCGUGCGGUGGCCGCGGGAGGGGGAGGUGGUGGCUGGUGGUGCUGGGGAUGGGGCUGAGGCGUGAUCGAUUGAAUUGAUUGAAUUGAUUGAUUCACGUGGGUGGGUUGAGGUGAGGUUCUGGCCUGGCCCUGUUGGCCUUCCGACGACAAUGACACGGCAACACCGGCUCGCUGCUGCCCAGCCCCGUCUUCCGUGCUGUCGGGCCAGGCGAUUCCGGCGUGGGGGGCCUCGUCUGGUGUACGUACAUCAAUCGUCAUCACGCCU